Molecule: messenger RNA, 5518 nt
Organism: Tachysurus vachellii
Lineage: Eukaryota; Metazoa; Chordata; Actinopteri; Siluriformes; Bagridae
Gene: map2k7
Product: mitogen-activated protein kinase kinase 7
Exons: 12
Coding region: 112-1449 (445 amino acids)
Biological process (GO): protein phosphorylation
Molecular function (GO): ATP binding; protein kinase activity
Source: RefSeq, a predicted model, not a curated record
UGCGAGUGUCAGAGAGAGAGAGUGAGAGUGUGUGUCCGAGAGAGCGAGAGUGCGCGCGCGCGUGUGUGUGUGUGUGUGUGUAGAGUUUCUGCGGGGAGACGCUCCGCUCCGAUGGUGCUGAAUUUUUCCAAGAUGUCGUCGCUGGAACAGAGACUCUCCCGAAUCGAGGAGAAACUGAAGCAGGAAAAUAACGAACCUCGUAGACGGAUCGACCUCAACAUCGACAUGAGCCCACAGCGCUCGCGCCCGAGGCCCAUCAUCGUGAUCCAGCUCAGUCCUGCUCCAGCCCCUUCCCAGCGUGCAGCUUUGCAGCUGCCGCUGGCCAACGAUGGUGGAAGCCGCUCCUCUUCCUCAGAGAGCUCGCCACAGCACAACUCGUACCCCAGCCGACCACGUCACAUGCUCACGUUGCCUACUCCACCCUAUGGCCUACAGAAGAGCUUAGAGAAUGCUGAAAUAGACCAGAAACUACAGGAGAUUAUGAAACAGACGGGUUACCUGAAGAUCGACGGACAGCGUUACCCUGCGGAGGUGACGGAUCUGAUCAGUGAGGGUGAGAUCGGAAGCGGUACCUGUGGACAGGUGUUCAAGGUGCGCUUUAAGAAAACCGGCCAUGUCAUCGCUGUCAAACAAAUGCGGCGGACGGGAAACAAGGACGAGAAUAAAAGAAUUCUAAUGGAUCUGGAUGUCGUGUUGAAGAGCCACGACUGCCCGUAUAUCAUCCAGUGCUAUGGAGCUAUAGUCACCAACACUGACGUGUUCAUUGCCAUGGAGCUGAUGGGGACGUGUGCGGAGAAGCUAAAAAAGCGGAUCCAGGGGCCCAUACCAGAGUGCAUUCUGGGGAAGAUGACCGUGGCGAUAGUGAAGGCUCUACUGUAUCUGAAGGAGAAGCACGGCGUCAUCCACAGAGACGUGAAACCAUCAAACAUCCUGCUGGACGCUAAAGGACAGAUCAAGCUCUGCGAUUUUGGAAUCAGCGGCCGCCUCGUCGACUCCAAAGCUAAAACCCGCAGCGCCGGCUGUGCUGCUUACAUGGCGCCUGAGAGAAUAGACCCUCCAGACCCCAGUAAGCCCGACUAUGACAUCAGAGCCGACGUCUGGAGUCUCGGCAUCUCUCUGGUGGAACUGGCUACAGGUCAAUUCCCAUAUAAAAACUGCAAGACAGACUUUGAGGUGCUGACCAAAGUGCUACAGGAGGACCCUCCACUUCUGCCUCUCAGCAUGGGCUUCUCCCUUGACUUCCAGUCCUUUGUUAAAGACUGCCUCACAAAGGAUCACAGAAAAAGGCCAAAAUACCACAAGCUGCUCGAGCACAGUUUCAUCCGACGCUACGAGGUGCUGGAGGUGGACGUUGCAGGCUGGUUUCAGAGAGUGAUGGAGCACACCGAGUCUCCACGCAGCAGCCAGUGCUACAGCCAGCACCAGCUCCACUCUCUGUGCAGCAGGUAGCCGCGCACGCAGAGACGAACGGACGGCAAGACAGAGUCAGGGACGGACGAAGAUAGAGCGUGAAGGGUUGUGUGUGAAAAGGGGGAAGGGAUGGAGCAAAGCUGGUUUGAGACAGAGUAAAGAUGACUGACAGACAGACACGAGCAAGUGUGUUGUAAAUUUGAAACCUAUUUAUAUUUAUCUUUAUUUUUUUUCCCUUUCUUUCUCAUCCACCACUCUAUCAGGACGGACCUUAGCCUUAGGAGUUGCUAGUCGUGCACGUUCACAUGUAUAGUGUCAUACACAUUCACUACCGUUAUAAGCUAUAGAGCACUGUACAGUGUAAAGCGACAGCUGUGAAUAUCUUCACUUCUUACAUCACGUAUUGACUUCAAUUCAGUGUAAGCCAUAAGGCUGCGCGGUGUGUGUAGCCGCCCUGCAUAGUGUGUGUACAGUUUUGUGUUCAUACUGACACUGUGUCCUUCACCACGGUCGUUAGCUCCGCAUCCUCCAUUAGCCCCUUACUCAGGGACUGAACAGAGUAGUCGAACAACACUGAGCCAAGGUGUGUGCGUGUGUGCGUGUGUGUGUGUGUGUGUGUGUGUGUGUUUUGUGCAUUUGUGAGUAGUGUUAUUAGUUAUAAAGUCCUCAUUUUCCUGGACAGCUCACAUGUCCAGAGAUAAGUAAUAACUUGAGGAAAAUCCAUGGAAGCAGUAGUGUUUGGAAAAUGUCUGUUUGUCCAUCACAUAAGAGCUAACACAAGGUUAGACAUUUAGGACUUUGUAGAAAUAGUGCUUCAGUGUUAUCGAUCGAAUUUGCUGAUGGAAAGUUCUUUUGCUGUAAAGACAAAAAAAAAUGUGUUUAUCUCGUAGCAUUUAAUCUAGAUCAUGCUUUUAUUAUACACAUCACAGGAGAGUCGAAUAGACAUGCAAGUGGGAGAAAGACUGAGACAAAUUGCUUGUAGAUAAAGAUAACAACUGAUUCGGCUAUUUGUAAGCAGAGUCUAGAUGGAAGUGGCAUUUUUUUUUUCACCAAGCUUCCACAGAGGUCAGAUUGUAAUAGUUAAAAAAGUCUAUCAACAAAAAACAGUGACUUCGUAAGUUAAUAGCUUUAUUGUGUUGAUAGGAAAGUGAGAGAAAUCGAAGCGUCAUGUUCGUUACACAACGUUAAUGUGUCGCUGUUGGAAACGUCAUUGUACCUGUAGCUUUGGUACUUCAUUGAGUUCAAGGUGGUAUUAAUUCCCACCUGUCCUUUUCCUGUCUCCGUUGGCCAAUCGCAGCGCAGUUGGGCGGCGUCCAGCCUUUGACCAGCCCUCAAUCAUGAACUCCUCCAAUGUUGUUUUCUGAAUAAAAUUUCAGCAAAAAACAACCUGCAGAUUAUAUAUUUGGGGGAAAAGCCGAAUGAUCAAAAGGACAAGAAUUUGCGUCAUGGUUAAGCAGUUUUAUUUAUAUUUGUACAAAGAAGAUUGAGAAGGUGAAAAACAGAUCAAAUUAAAUCUGGAUUGAAAGAUGAUGACAAAUAAAUUCUCUCGAACGGUCAACAGAACAGUUUCAGUUAGUCGCUUGUCCAGCUCCAUCUUAAAUCCAUCCUUUUAUCAUCAUUUUCCCUCUUUCUAUAAGUUUGGCAAACCAAAGCAUUUUAGAUUUCUUCACUUCUUCUCCUGUAAUCCCUGAUCACCAGUCCACAGCUUGUAGAGGAGCCAUGUUUCCCAGAACCAAAGUCGUAGCAGAGAAGUCACUGCUCUUCAAAGCCAAAUCACUGCAUGAACGAAGGAAGAAAAACGAGCGAAAGUAAGUGAGCUAGGGAGAAACGGGACACGGUACGUCGACAGAAGGAACCGGAUAAGCAGAGAAGCAGCAGGAUGUUUGGAAAGGUGUCUAAAGGAACGUGAAGGAUGUUGGGAACGUAGGAACGGACAGGCGAGGAGAGAUGGGAAAAGAAAGUGUGAUGGGAGUCGUGAAGUUUUUAUAGUGUAAAUCUUCCUGGCGGUGUUGAGGUUAGCGCUUGAUCUUCACUGACUGCUGGACAUUGCAGAAAAGCUUUCCACAUUAUCAAACCAAUAUACUUGUUUUUUUAUUGCUAGGGAAACUUAGUGUGUUUAUUUUUAUUGCGUUGUUCAUUAUUGUUGAUUUUUUUUUUUAUUAUGAUUAUAUUUAUUUAUUGUUACUGCUGCUAUUGCUUUUGCUUUAGAUGCUGCUGUCAAUAUAUUUUAUUAGCCUUUUAUUUUUUUUGUUCCCCAAAGGUCAAAUAGGGUUUUCUGUUUCCCAAAACCAAAAAAAAAACCGUUGCAAUGUCUACGAAUUAACCAAAUACAUUCAAGACUGAACGUGAAGAAAAAAGACUGUAAGAUCGCAUCAAGGAGGUUUUUAUUUUUUUAAUUUUUAAUUCAACAUGUAUAGUUUUGAAAGUCGUACAAACCCAGUGUUUCAAUUUCCUAGCUAACUAAUUAUUCUUAGAACAAGUAUUAAAUGUGUGAGUGGUCAUGUUUCUAUAAGAGCUCUAUUUCAGCACUCGGCUGUAAUCAUGUACGUAGACGUGAUGUGUGUUAGCUGUAGUCCGUUCCGUCCUGUGGUGGGUGGUAGCGUCUCGUUUCCUCUUUAUUAAUUUUCUGUUGAACACCAGUGUGGGUCGAUGGGCCUUCAACAGAAAGCUGGAUUUGUAUAGAAUAGCGAUUGAUCUUAGCAUAGCUAGAAGACCGGCUUCACACUUUUCCACCAGUCUGCCGUCUUUAGCAGCGUAUCUGCAUUAAACGCGCUAUAAAAUAUCAUCUUGUGUACAGUCUAGAAAAAACAAAAUCUCCAAACCUGCGUGUGACUCGACUCGACUCGACUCCGCACCAUCACCUUCUGUCAGUUUGUCAGUCAGUCAUUUUCUCUUUCUGUCUGUAGAUCUAUCUUAAUAAAAGUGUCAUCCAUUUGUUUAAAAAAAAAAAAAGACACGCCGCAUCAAGCAUAUUAACGCUGAGUCAUGACUGUGAUACAGACACGUCUGUGUGGCUCGCUUGUUAACGUCACGUGCGGAUAAGAGAAGCCACGUUUACAUUUAGAGUACGUUCACCGAGUGCGUUUACAUGCAUAGUAAUAAUCCGAUUAUUACCCCAUCUGGGGAUUAUCCCAGAGCUCGUGGGACUCGACACAUCCGGUGCAUUCACAUGGUCGUGUAACUAGCAGACUGCAUUUUAUUCUGCAUUAUAUGUGCAUUUCAUGACCUUUGCUACUCAGGUGACACCUAGAAUUCAUCCCAAUAAUCUGAGCUACAUUUGUGAUAGAAAACAUUUCAACAGCUCAAUAGCAUUAAAGUCUGAGCCACACAGAGGAUCAUCCGGACUGAUUUUUACGCCUCGGAUGAGCACCGGUUUGUUCGAUUAUCUUCUGUUUAUACCGUGGUGCGGGGUGUAAAUUUGUAACCCCUGAGAUUUUGAUGUCAUGCAUAAAAGACUGAUCCAGUACACAGACCUGCUGUCUGUAGUGUUUGUUUUGAUCUGAAGUCCCACUUAUUUUUAUUUUUUUCAAGAUCUUUUACAAAAUCCCCGGUUCUAAAGGUCAGAUCGAAUCUGGGAUCGUGUAAGAGGUCUCGCCUGUUCGACCUCGGGUAAAGUGGAUCAGACAUUACAAGCUCCCACAUACAGAUUUAGCGUGAUGACAUGACUCGGUUCUAAAAAUAUAAAAAGCUGUGUGGUACUGAAUUCUUUUUUUGAGAUAAAGGUGAUAGACAUCGAAGCAGUGGGAAUCAUCUGAUAACCCAAACUGACCACCUCAUAGUAACAUGUAUACGCAGCAAAAAUGCAGAUCCAGUGGAUUGGAUUUGAUCAGCACUCGGGCCCUGAUAGAGACAUACACUUUACUAUUAAGCAAUAUUUGUAGCAACAUUUACUAAAAUAAAUCUACUGACUGACUCGAGUAAAAUGACUUUUUAAUCUUUAAUAAUCUUCAGAUUAUCCUGUGCAUGUAAAUACACUCAUACGGAAGCUUGGAUUAAUCCGCUUAGAUUAGAUACCUGCAUGAAAUUUUUAGCAGUUAAACAUUUCUUUAAAAAAAAAAAUAAAAAAAAAAUCUGCAUCCUGCUCUCUCUUAACCCUGUACCGUUACUA